Phragmites australis (common reed) is the source of this 2366-nucleotide messenger RNA. Its product is annotated as IAA-alanine resistance protein 1-like. The record is from RefSeq and is a predicted model, not a curated record. The transcript is spliced from 11 exons. Gene Ontology annotation, molecular function: zinc ion transmembrane transporter activity. NCBI's taxonomy places the organism in Eukaryota, Viridiplantae, Streptophyta, Magnoliopsida, Poales, Poaceae. Bases 541 to 2166 code for a protein of 541 amino acids. Gene Ontology annotation, biological process: zinc ion transmembrane transport; intracellular zinc ion homeostasis. Gene Ontology annotation, cellular component: membrane.
AAAGAAGCUCUGGAGUCUAGAGAGAAAGGUGUUGCUCCGCUGAUGCACUCGCUCUGCAUCAUUUCUCCCCUCCCCUCCCUAACCUGCACCAACCCUGCAUCGUCAAGCAGUGAAUCACCCUACUCGAUCGUGCUCCUCUCAAGCUACCAGUACCAACCUGUUGCCGUCUUCCAGUGAACUGGUGACACCUUGUGGUCAGUGGCCAUCGAAUUGCUCCCCGAACUGCAAGCAAAGCCCUUCCUUGCUUGCCACCGACACAAAGCGCGCGGGGAAGGUUCCGAUUUCGUCGCUGUCGAGUCAGAAUUCCAGACCGCGAUCCGAGACUCAUGUCGUAGCGAUCAGCGAGCCAAUUUUUGUUACAUUUUUUUUUUCAAGUUUAAUUGGGGGCGUGUAUGGACGUUGUGACGUUCGGCGUGGUGGUAGGCAUAGUCGUUCUCCUCUUCGUGCUCGUCCUCGUCGUCACCAUCGAGGGCGCCUGCAAGCGCGCCUCCGCCUCCUGAUUCCCCCAGAACCCGCGAGCGCCCCGACGCCGUAGCCCUAAUGCGCCGCCGCCGCCGCCUCGCCGUCCUGCUCCUCCUGGCGGCCGCGGCCGCGGCCGCCUCCGCCGACGGCCACUCGGAGUCCUCCUGCCCCUUCCACGACCACGGCGGCCACGGCGACGACGAGCCGCACGAGCACCACGGCCACGGGCACAGCUGCGGCGGUGGCGGAGGCGGCGCGGACCACGAGCACCACCACCACCACCACGGCCACGAGGCCCAUGGCCGCGACGAGAUCCAGCGGCUGCUCCGGGAGGAGCUGGCCGAGGAGGCGGAUCUCGAGCUAGAAUCCUUCGGUUACGAUCCCCACGACCACGAUCACCAUCCCCACAACCACGACCAUGGCCACCACCACGGCCACGGGGACCUGGAUUCCGAGACAUCGCCUAUUGGUGUGUGGCUGAGCGCGAUGGGGUGCUCGCUGCUGGUCAGCAUGGCGUCGCUCGUUUGCCUCGUCCUCCUCCCGGUCAUCUUCUUUCAGGGGAAACCGUCAAAGGCCAUGGUGGAUUCGCUUGCUGUUUUUGGGGCAGGAGCAAUGCUUGGAGAUUCAUUUCUUCAUCAACUGCCACAUGCUUUUGGUGGAGGGCAUUCUCACUCGCAUGAUCACGAGGGUCACAAUCAUGUUCAUGAGCAUGCACAUGCACACUCUCUGGAAGAUCUUUCUGUUGGGUUGUCUAUACUAUUUGGCAUUGUACUAUUUUUCAUUGUUGAGAAGAUUGUGAGGUAUGUUGAAGACAAUUCACAACAAGGGGCUCAUAGCAUGGGUCAUGGGCACCAUCAUCACCACCACAAACGGCAUGGAAGCAGUGACAAGGCCAAGUUGUAUCAUGCAAAUGGUGAUCAUGAGGGUAAAGACAUGGAUCAAGCAGAAGAGGAACCUUUGGUUGAUGGUGCAACUGGAAAAAUAGACGAUGAAAAUUCUCAUGGGUCAAAAGCUACUAUACGGAAGAGGAGCUCUUCUGCCAGUUCCAAAGCCACUGAUGGAGAGCCCGUCAAUUGUGAAAGUGAUCGUACCCCUGACAAAGAGUUGUCAAGUGAAGAUUCCUCUGUUCCAAACUCUAACUUGGUGUUUGGAUACCUCAAUCUUUUUUCAGAUGGUGUUCAUAACUUCACUGAUGGGAUGGCUCUUGGGAGUGCUUUUCUGCUACAUGGUUCUGUUGGAGGGUGGUCAAGAACUUUAUUUCUGCUUGCGCAUGAACUUCCCCAAGAGGAUGCUUGGUUCCGAACUUCCAAUCAUCCAGUGUUUCAUUGGCAAAACAGUUCUAUUGACUCGGUACAGAACAUGCUCCUUCUUGAUGGUAAACUUUUUUUUCCCCUUUUUGUUAAGGUUGGAGAUUUCGGAAUCUUGGUGCGCUCAGGAUUCACAGUAUCUAAGGCCCUAUUUUUCAAUUUUCUCUCUGCGUUGGUUGCUCUUGCUGGAACAGCAUUAGCAUUAUCUUUGGGAAAAGACCCAGGACAUUCUUCAUUGAUUGAGGGAUUCACCGCUGGUGGUUUUAUUUACAUUGCUGUUGCGGGAGUUCUCCCACAGAUGAACGACCAGAAAACAACCCUCAAAAGCUCAACAGCUCAGUUGAUUUCCCUCACAAUGGGGAUGCUGGUUGCUCUAGGCAUCUCUCUCGUAGAAUGAUUUGAAUAUCUGUUUCUCCAGUUGCAACUUCAGGUUGAACUGCAGUUACACCAAGCUAGUAUAAUUCUUGAACAGCUCCAGCCUGGAAGGUGGGUUCUCUAAUUCUCUUGAUAUAGUACCUGAAAAUAUCGUAGAAAAUUUGGCACCCGAUUAUAGGUUUGCUUUCAUCAUUGGUACAUUAACAUAUGACUGUUUUUCAA